Spodoptera exigua (beet armyworm) is the source of this 3015-nucleotide messenger RNA. The record is from the annotation of a GenBank genome assembly. Lineage: Eukaryota; Metazoa; Arthropoda; Insecta; Lepidoptera; Noctuidae.
AUGGCUCCAGCUGAAGGUGUUGGAGAUCAAACUAUUAAAGAUGUUCCAGCAUCAUUAUCUGGCGAUGAAGUUGUCAUCAGUGGUAUAUCUGGAGUGUUCCCAAAUUCAGAUAGUGUUUUGGAUUUCAUGAAUAAUCUUUACAACAAGGUGGAUAUGGUAACAGAAGAACCGAAAUGGAAUGUAAAUGAUCCAGAUGUACCCAAACACGUGGGAAAGAUUACAGGCACCGACAAGUUUGAUGCUCAGUUUUUUGGUGUCAGCUAUCAUUUAGCAUGCGCUUUAGAACCUAUGGCAAGAAAACUACUGGAGCAUGCAUAUGGAGCAAUUUUCGAUUCAGGUACGAAUCCACAAUCGUUGAGAGGAAAAAGAGUAGGAGUAUUUGUAGGAGUAAAUUUUACUGACAAUAGUACACUAUCAAUGUACAAUGUAAACAAGCGCAGUGACUUCAUUAUAAAUGGAUGUAGCAAAGCAAUGUUGGCCAAUCGCAUCUCUUACUGGAUUGACAGUAAAGGUCCAUCUUAUGGUUUAGAUUAUGCCUGUUCAGGUUCUACUGCCUGUUUAGAAAUAGCUUACAAGUCUAUAAAAUCUGGAGAGUGUGAUGCUGCAAUUAUUGGUGGAUGUAAUUUUGGGUUACAUCCUUCAUUAGCCGCAAAUUUAAGAAAAGCUGGCUUAUUAUGCUUAGAUGGAAAGACAAAAUGCUUUGAUAAGAACGGGGAUGGCUACGUAAGGGCGGAUGCUAUUAAUGUCAUCUUUUUACAAAAAGCCCAAGAUGCACACAGGAUUUACACACAAGUAUAUCAUGCAAAAGGCAUCUACAAAAUGAGACCGGACGCACAGUUCUUACCGUACCGAGAAACUGAAGAUAUUGAGAAAUUCCUUAAUGAAUUCUAUAAAGAGACUAAUGUGGACCCUCAGAGCGUUGAAUAUGUUGAAGCUCAUGCCACAGCUAUAGCAAAAGCAGAUGAAAAUGAACUGAGGGCUAUUGGAAAUAUUUUUGCGAAAGACAAUCCGGUAAAAGUUGGAAGUGUGAAAUCGAAUAUGGGAAAUAGUGAGUCAGCUUCUGGAAUAUGCGCUCUUACUAAGCUCUGUCUAGCCUACCAUCAAGGCAAGCUACCAGCCAACCUCCUUUACAACGAGCCUCAAGACAAUAUUCCUGCAAUAAAAGAUGGAAGAAUCCAAGUUGUGACUGAUAAUGUUAAUUUUGACAGAGGAUUCACUGCUAUGAAUAAUUUUUCUUUCUCUGGUGCUAAUUUCCAUGUACUUUUGAAGGGACAGUAUAAAGAAAAGAAUCUACAGAGAUAUGAAUGUGGAAUUCCUCGCCUUGUUCUUGCAUCUGGUAGAGAGGAGACGUGUGUGCAAAAAAUAUUGGACAUUUUGAAGAGUCAGCCAAUAGAUGCUGAAGAAAUUGGCCUUCUCCAUAAAAUAUUUGAAUAUGAUAUACCUGGGCAUACUGGACGUGGAUACACUGUACUCGAUACUAAUGAGAAUAAAGAAACUGUGAGCGUAGCGGAAAGUGCUGAUUACUACCCAGGCUUGAAACGCCCUCUAUGGUUUGUGUACAGCGGCAUGGGUUCUCAAUGGGCUGGAAUGGGGGCUGAUCUGAUGAGAAUACCCAUAUUUGCCAAGGCUAUUCAUAAGUGUCAUAAAGUUUUGGAACCAUUGGGCCUGAAUCUUAUACGGAUUGUGACUGAACCAGACAAUAGAAUAUUCGACAAUAUUCUGAACGCGUUCGUUGGCAUCGGUGCGAUACAAAUUGGCCUGACUGAUGUCAUUAAAGCCAUGGGGAUUGUUCCUGAUUAUAUUAUUGGUCACAGUUUGGGUGAAAUGGCGUGUGCAUAUCAUGACGAUACAUUCACGGCUGAAGAAUUGAUUCUAGCUACGUACUGCCGAGGGAAAGUUUGUUUAGAAACUGAUCUUAUAAAGGGAUCAAUGGCUGCUGUUGGUGUUGGAUAUCAAGCUAUUGUGAAUCAAUGCCCACCAGAAAUAGACAUAGCCUGUCACAAUAGCCACGAAUCUACAACGAUAUCGGGUCCAGCUGAAAAAAUGACAGAGUUCGUAGGAGAACUGACCAAACGCGGUAUCUUUGCCAAAGAAGUUCCCUGUGCUAACAUAGCUUAUCAUUCAAGAUACAUCGCGCAAUGUGGUCCUGAGUUACUCAAACGUUUACGAGAAGUUAUCAAAAAUCCGAAGAAGCGAAGCAGCAAAUGGAUAUCCACAUCCGUCCCUCAAGAUAAAUGGGAUCAGCCUGAAGCUGUAUAUUCCUCUGCUGAAUACCACACGAACAAUUUGCUGAAAUCCUUGGAAGAGAGGUUCACACCCUUGGAGGCGAUGUUCAUGCAGAAGAUGGAAGCAGUUCAGGCUCAGAUCCAGGCAGCCGGUCCCGCCAAGGAUACCAUCGCUAAAGUGGCUGAGGAGUUCCGAACAUUCAGGGAACUAAUGUUCAGCUUGCUGGGGCUUCUGCGUCGUCAGAUCACCGAGUGCUCCCGGCAGAUAGAUGACAUGGAGACAAGGAGUCGACGUAAAGCACUGAUCAUGCAGGGUAUACCUGAAAAAGAGGGUGAGGAUUGUACGGGACUUGUGUUAGAUGUUAUCAACACUAAACUGGGCCUUAAUUUCACCACAACUUCCAUAAAAGCCUGUCACAGAUUGGGACAGACAAGUGCUGACCAUCACCGGCCCCUUCUUAUCAGGUUCGCAAGCGUGGACAAUAAAUUGUCAGUUUGGCGGGCCAAAACCAAAUUGAAGGGUACCAAGAUUGCCAUCAGGGAGUUUUUAACAAAGGAAAGGCAGAAUGCUUUCUUGAAAGCGCGUCAGCAUUUCGGUUUGCGGUCUUGCUGGACUCAGGAUGGCAUCAUACACAUAAAAGCACCUGAUGGAAGCAGGUACAAAGUGACUUCAACGGUAGAGCUGAAUCCUAUUCUGACCAAGUACCCGAGGAUGCAAGGUGCGUCUUCGUCCAGUGCCAAACGGAGUGCAGAGGAGACUGUCGGGAACCUGAAAAGUACACGCAGAUAA